Messenger RNA from Xyrichtys novacula (pearly razorfish), 36331 nucleotides. The record is from the annotation of a GenBank genome assembly. Lineage: Eukaryota; Metazoa; Chordata; Actinopteri; Labriformes; Labridae.
ACACAUUUAUGUUAACAGAGGCCUAAGGUUGGUGUGCUGCGCGCCUCCCCCGCCCCUACCAGACUAAAUUUAGGGCGCUAAAGUCCCGCCUCCUCUUAGUAAAAGUAAGUGGGAGUUUGUGUGAACUUGUCAUGAAGUGAAAUGAGUGUACGCGUAAAUCUCUAAAGUGAAAAUGUCGGCGGACACGGUGUAUGACUGUAUAGUGAUCGGGGCCGGUGUCCAGGGCUCGUUCACAGCCUACCAUCUGGCCAAAAAGAACAAGAAGACCCUGUUGCUGGAGCAGGUGAGUCACACACUGAACACUGCUCUCAAAGAUUUACUCUCCGAGGUUACAGCUGUGAGUUCGACCAGACGUCCUUCUCCGAGGUGCUUUUUCUUGAUUGAAAUGUUACAUUAGUCCACAGACAUGCAGUGUGACCUGAGAGUGUGUGAGCUGCACGCAGCAGCUGGCAUUGCUUUGCAUUCCUCGUUUCCAAGGUUACUCUGUGACCUAAACAUAUCUGUUAGCUAACGUGUGUUUACUACUAUGCACUGAUUAACCCCUGCAAAGCUGAAGCACAUAAAUGUAUUUUCUAUGUGAUUUUAUUCAUUUAUUUAUUCUUUUGUAGUUACUGUCAUUGAAUGCACGUAUUACUGCAUAACCUUUGGGCAACUUUCUGCAAAAAUUUAUCUUGGAUGCACACCAUGACUAAUUUUUUUUUUUUUUUUACAAUUCCUAAUGAUUUUAAGUAUGCACAGUAAACAGUGUUUUGCAGGGGCCAUGACCACAAAAGCAUCACUGAUAUGCAAGCUGCCAAUUAGAGUGAGGCCUUGCUGACCCAUUUAUUCUAAAGCAUGUUGCAGGUAGUGUUUAUUUAGUUGAAUACACUGAAUUUUGAUUAGCUAAUUAAAUAAACUGCACGAGAACAUUAUGAUAACUAAGACUUACUGAGAGGAGUUUUUAACUCGUUAUGAAACAGUCUCUAUUUAGUACCUAGUGCUUGGGUAUGACCCGCGAAAGCAAACUAGACCAUUAGCCAAUUCUGUCACUGUUAUAUCAACUAUGCCUGCCUCUAUAUUUUUCUCUGAGAGGUUUUGCAGGACAAGUCAGUGAAGUUUCAUUCAUGGUAUAAUGUUUACAAAAUGUCACUUGUGCCAAACUGCAAUGAUUAAUGUAAAGAAAAUCUACACAAUCUAACUAACAUACCCUGCAAAAACCUCUGCAAGAAAAUACUGUAUAUGCUCUAAAAGGUAGCGUAUUUCUUGUACGUACUUCAAAACGAAAUGUUAUGAAUAUAACUUCUGUUCCCUGAAGGAGAGGAACGAGGUACAACACAUAUAGUAUAGUAUGGGAUAUCACGCCCUCGCGUGGCCUGACUGAAGACACCUUUAUUCACGCCUUUAAGGCAGAUGAUCUGUGGUGACGUCUGGGAGGCUCCGCCUGCACAUAUAUACGUGUAACACCACAGUCAUCCUUCAGUUCGAUAGCCGCUCUUCACCGAGCCUAGCUGCGCAGUGGGGCAACCUAGUGUUGUACCUCGUUCCUCUCCUUCAGGGAACAGAAGUUAUAUUCAUAACAUUUCGUUCCCUUUCAGUCGAUUCACUCGGUACAACACAUAUAGUAUGGGACAUAUAUACACGCCCCACAGAGCAGCCACCGAACCGAAGUCAAACCUUCAAAACUUUAGUGCACUGUAGACCCAGCAGAAAGGACAGAGUGAGCCACUGAAGGGGCUGUCCCAUCCAAACAAUAAAACCGAACAAAACUGUGCGGUGAUGAUCAACUGGCUGCAGUGCAGAUAUCACUCACAGAAACCCCUUUAAACAAGGCCUAUGAGGCUGCCAUUCCCCUGGUUGAAUGUACCCUCACACCUUGGGGCAACGGAAGACCCCUGCUGCCGUAUGCUAAGGAGAUAGCCUCCACAAUCCAGCGGGAAAGCUGCUGUUUAGACAGUGCCUUGCCUUAGGCUGGAUUAGCAAAACAGACAAACAACUGGUAACAUAAGCGCACACUCUGAGUGCGGUCUAUGUAAGUGCGUAGUGCACGCACAGGGCACAAGAAAUGCAACCUCCUCUGCUCCUCAGAUGCAAAUGGAGGACGGCAGAAGCUCAGUAGUUCAAAACUCAUAGAGCUAUAGGCUGUGGGGAUAAUCUUAGGCAAAUACGCUGCAUUUGGGCGCAAUGUAGAGAGUGAACUGGAUACAAAAAGGAUGCACAAAGCAUGAAGGUCAUCCACUCGCCAAAGCAAGUAGCAGUGCAGUCUUGUAUGAAAGAAAUUUCAUGUCUGCUGACUCAACGGUCUCAAAUGAGGUCCACCAAGAGCCCCAAGCACCAACCCUAAAUCCCAUGAGGGAACACUGGGUUUAAGCACAGGUCUCAGCCUGCGGACUCCCUUUAGGAAGUGCAUAGUAAGAGGGUGAGCGCCUGGCGACACACCAUCUAAGCCAACAUGGCAUGCAGAUACAGCUGCCAAAUAGACUUUAAUUGUUGAGAAAUAGAGACCCCUAUCCAGCCGCUCCUGAAGGAAUGUUAAAACAUCCACAAUAGAACUUUGAAAUGGGAGUACAUUUCGGUCCUGACAUGCAAUCUCUACUCUCUCACAAGACGACCCCCCUGGAGAGAAGGUCUGGCCCAAGGUUUAAGUGACCCGGAAUAUGUGUGGCUCUGAGUGACAGAAAACGAACACUGCACCAUAGCAACAGAGAGUGAGACAGUUUUGACAGGGGAAGAGAGCAUGACCCUCCCUGUUUGUUUAUGUAGGAAACCAUGGUUGUGUUUUCCGCCCGAUCAGAACCUGAUGGCCCGUCAGAACCGGACGAAAAUGCCUCAGAGCUAAUAGGAUAGCUAAUAGCUCCAGGUAAUUGUUGUGGAGCUUGCAUUAUGCUGGCGUCCACACACCUCUCACUGCUGCGCCCUCGCACAGAGCCCCCGACCCCUCAGGGAUGCGUCUGUGGAGACCACCUUGCGAAAAGACACCCUCCCUAUCGGAGAUCCCCGUUGUAGAAAACCGGGGUCUCUACACGGGAGAAGAGCCGACAUGCAAGACGGAGUUAUCGUCAGCCUCCUCUGGAGGUGACGCUGCGCGCACAGCCGGUGAGACUGAGUCCAGCGUUGAAACGCUCUCAUUUUUAACAGUCCGAGCGGCACUACAGCGAUCAUAGAUGCCAUCAUGCUUGUCAGCUUUAAAAUCGACCGGAAACACAGUUUGCGUCCCAACUGAAAUUGUGCAAAGCAGCGGUGAAACGCAGCCACCCUGCGUUCUGACAGACACGCUCGGCUUGAAACGGAGCAUAUUUCCAGCCCGAGAAAUGAUACCUGUUGACUCGGAGUCAGUGAACUUUUCUGUAAAUUUACGGAAAAAGCCCAGUGUUUGGAUGUGCGAUAGGGUCAAUGACAGCUGAGCCGCCGCUUGCUCUCUGGAGCUCGCGAUUAGCACCCAGUCUUCCAGAUAGGCUUAGAUGCGCACACCUUUCUCCCUUAGUGGAGCCAAUGCCGCCUCGACACAUUUGGUGAAUGUUCGGGGGCGAGUGAUAAGCCGAACGGCAGCACCAGGUAUUCGUAGGCUAUGCCCUCGAAUGCAAACCUUAGAAAGUGCCUGUGGUCCGGAUGAAUCGCUACGUGAAAGUAAGCAUCUGUCAGAUCGAUAGUUGUAAACCAAUCUCCCGGUCUGAUUUCGCCCAGUAGCUGUCUGAGUGUUAGCAUCUUGCACCUGUAAGUUCUUAGGUAUUUGUUUAACACUCGCAAGUCUAGGAUAGGACGGAGCCCUCCUCCUUUUUUCGGAACAACGAAAUAGCGGCUGUACCAACCUUUGUUCGUUUCCGAAGCGGGAACAACUCAUAUCGCUCUCUUGUUCAACAAGUUGUUUAUUUCUUCCCUCAGCACUGCUGCUUCCUCUGCUACAACUGUGUGUAUUACAGUAUGAAAGCGAGGCGGCCGGGCGCCGAACUGUAAACAGUAGCCCAUGGCAACGGUUCUCUCUCCCCACGGUGAGACUGCGCAUGCGCACCACCGGGGGAGACGAACAGUAUGUCGAAUGACCUCCAGUACUGUGGGGGAGGGGUUGUCGCCCUCUAGCGUGCCGGCUGGGAACAGCAAUACUUUCCCGCCCAGACUUGAUUGAUUUAUGAUGUUUUGAGAACAAAACGAAACCUUUAUUAGACUCGAGGAACGCACAUUUGUAACAUUCACUCAGUGAACAACAGGCGCCAUUACUGGGGCAUGUGUGUGAGGGAGGAUUGUGCUUGGGAAAACUGUGUUAAGGGAGUGCAGCGCCUCUCGGGACCGGACCCCUGAACAAACAUUAAACGCGGCCUCUUUGGCGGCAAAAAAUGAAUAUAACCCUGUUGUUUGGGCCUCGCAUCACGCCUGGGAAUGAUGCUGCUCAAAGCUUCGGUUUGUUUUUUCCUCAGCUCAAUCUUAGCCUGAAUGUCGUCGAGGGACUGCCCAAACAAACCGCUGGCCGACACAGGCUCGUCGAGAUAAACCGCUCUGUCCCUCUCCGGAACGUCGGAGAGAGUUAGCCAUAGGUGCCUCUGCGCCACCACCGUGGAAGCCAUGCCUCUACCGAGAGAGAGCGCUGCAUAGCGGGACACACGGAGGAUGUAAUCUGUGGCGACCCUAGCUUCAUUGAGGAGAGGAGAAAGCGGACUGUCAGGACGCAUACUCGAGCCGAGUUCCGCCAGACACAUAGCUUGAUAUGUCUGAAGCAUGGUGACGAGCUCAGUGCACGAGCCGUAUUUGCCUGUGUCCUGUAAAUUUUAUCCAGCUGUGACGCUGAAAACCUGCAGUGCUUGGAUGGGAGCGUGAUGGGGCUACCGACACCAUAAUUCUGGGCCGGGGCCAGAUAAGCUGCCAGGGACGCCUCCAUAGGCGGAGGGUUCACCAAUCCAGCUUUUUCAGCUCCAUCCAGGUCCAGAAACUGUCCACAACCGGGCACUGUGGCGCGGGUGGACAGCGGCUUGUCCCAUGUCGAGGUUAGUUCCGCGACAAAAUCCGGGAACAUGGGCAAACUGUUCUUAACAGUCGUCGGUUCGGGUGGGAGAAAAAACCCCGAGAACCGCGACGGUUUUUGAGCCGGUGGAGGAGAGGGCCAUCCUACUUCCAGUUUCUCAGCUGCAUGGCGGUAGUGAGAGGAGGGAUGUGUCGUCCAGAUCAACCGGCGCAGCAGCGGCGGCAUACUGACCCGAAGACAACGGCUCCUGCUCAUCCUCCGAAAAACCCUGCACAUCUAAGCCGAUGUCCAGCACGUCAUCGUCCUCCUGGUAACAAGCUAGCCCGGAUAGCGGCUGGCCAGCGCCCUCGGUCGGGCCCGGCUCAAAUCCAGCUGACCCGUCAGCACACUCUACAUGGUCUGCCCAGUUUCCAACUGAGCCUUCGACCAGAAAGUCCUCACCACCGGACUCGGGCGAAGCCGGGUCUCUGGACUCGGAGAGGAGGGGAUCGUGCAUUGCAACAGCAGAUUUUCCUAGAAUUUUCUCCACAAACUUGACCCGCCUUCCCAUGGUUGAGCUCCGAAGCCGGUGACAAGACUCACACGACUCGGGCUCAGUCAACGCCCUCCUGGCGUGGACAAUACCCAGGCAAACGGGACAAGCCUCAUGGAGAUCCUUCUCGUGAAGGGAGAAGCCGCACCCCCGAGGACAGGGGCGAACAGAAGACUUCGCCUUCACCUUCAUGGGCUUAGAGCUCAUAACGAGACUCAAAAGCUGAACGAAAUUAGCGCUCCGCGGGUAGCCGUAGGCUAACACCAACAAGGGCAGUUAAGCUAAAAACGAUCAGGCAAUAGCCACAGACAAGACCAGGCUGAGCUAGCAGCAGCUAGUUAGCCCGACUCGGUGUAGGUGUUCUCAGCGAGGUGAAGAGCGUAAGAACUGAAGGAUGACUGUGGUGUUACACGUAUAUAUGUGCAGGCGGAGCCUCCCAGACGUCACCACAGAUCAUCUGCCUUAAAGGCGUGAAUAAAGGUGUCUUCAGUCAGGCCACGCGAGGGCGUGAUAUCCCAUACUAUACUAUAUGUGUUGUACCGAGUGAAUCGACUGAAAGGGAACAAGUUCUUUACGGUACCACCAUUAACCACACAGGCACUGUAUCAUGCAUCUCCCCUCUAAAAAAAUCCAAGCUAGUACAAUGAAACUUAGAGGUCACAAAGAUGAGUGUGUUUAUUUGAAGGACAAAUUUGUAGCGACAGAACGUUUAAUGAUUCCUCUGGUAGUGCGUCCUCAUUUGUCAACAGAGCUGUCAAUGAAUUAUCUUUCCAAAAUUAAAUGACUAAAAGUAAACCUCCCAGGAAGACAAACAUUUAAACAUGAACUGGUUUGACCCGCGUUCCAUCUGUUAACACCACAGAGGUGGGUUUUGUGAUCCAUACUGCAGCCAACCAGUAAAGGGAUAGCUAAAAAAUAAUUUGGCUUUGUAGAAAGUGCAGUCUAAUAGGAACAGUGGAGCACAGAGAUUGCAGGAUGUUCUCUUGACUAUGAUUUUGCUUUUAUACAACAUGGAUAUUAUCGGCAUGUAUUUGAAAAUAGUAUCAAGCAACAGCAGAUAAUUUUUUACUGUUCCACCUACUUAACUAGAUCCAUAAUUCAACAGUAGCUGGCCUUAUGCACUGUAUCUGUUUUGCAUGAGUCUAGAGAUAUCACCUUUUUGUAUCAUCUAUUAUAAUGUUUCCAUUUAUCGUGCAGCCAUUGAAACAAGAGCCUGCUCUUUGAUUCAGAGGUAGCGCCCAAGACAAACAAUGUCCGCUUUAAUAUUACAAUUAAAUUAACUAUAUUCAAAACAUCUAACUAAGUGGAGGGAAACAAAGUGUAAAAUACUGUGGCUGGUGAGGGCAGUCAUGCUGCAAGGGUCCAAACAAUGUCCAUCGACAGAUACUCUCUGUAGUAUCAAACGGAAGUGCUAAAGUUCAGAUCAGACAUGCUCAAGGUCUCUCAGCUACAGUAAUUUUAAUGUCAAUCCCAUUUGCUACACAAUGCCAUUCAAGCAUUUCAACAAUAAAUGCAGUACCUAGUCUUUUUCUCUUCCUCUCAUCAAAUAUUAAUUAUCUAGCUUCGUGUCUCCUAUAGGCCAAGAUCACUCCCACUGGGAUGUUGGAAUUUGCAGUGUUGCUCUUUUGCAUGUUACUUUUGCAGCAAUUUUAGCUGUCUCUGGCAGUGUCUGUGACAUAUCUCACUCUCCGUCAUUUGUGGAUAUGCUUCCUAAUUCUUUCGCCACAAGUUCAGAGAAAGACAGGAGAUUGUUCAGGAAUUUAUUGUGUAUUUGAAAAAUAAAAUCUAUAAAAAGGCCAUCGAAUGUUUUUUAGAGGGCUGUGAAAUGAAUCGGCUAUGUGUGGAAAAACACUGGCAGGGCAUCUGCAGCUACAAAAUCUCACCUGCUUUAUGCCAUUUAGAAAAAAAAAUUCACAUACUUGUCCUGAAUUUUGGAAACAAAAAAGUGCAUUAAAACGUCUUUUGACGGAUAAAUUAUGAGAAACUAACUGCAACACCUGAUUUCGGUAGAUUACAGUAAAAACCCAGACUUCACCGACCAUUUUUUUUUUUGAGACACAGGAUUAUGAUGGUGUGUAUGAGUCUCUUAUAUCACCUGAAAUAACCCUUGGUCAGCUCAUUCAUGACGCUCUCACACGUCAGAUGUUACCAUGGAAUCACUUUUUUUUUCUUCCUGUAGUCAGCAAAGGUUUCUGUGAAUGUGUUACUGUUUUUAUCUUCGUGUGGUUUUAUUUCCUGGUUCGAUAUGCCAGUUCAUAAAUCGUGGUUUAUCAGUUUGCUACGACUCUGUGCGCAGUGGCCUGAACUUAACCCACUCCAACCCACUGAAAAUCUGAUCUUGAGCCAGGUGUCAUAGUCCAACAUCAGCGGUUAACCUCACCAACCUCUAAAUGUUCACAGGACGAGGCUGCAUAGCUGUAUAGCUCACAAAAAUGUUUCACUGCAGAUGUCCAAACAAUGCAAACCACAGAAUUUCCCUCAUCGUUUCUUGAUUUCUGUGUCAGAACCUCCCUUUUACAGAAUUGUCAAAUAUUUUGAACAUUUCAAGAUUUUUUUAAAAACUUUUGAUGAGUGGAAAUGAAUCAAGUGAAAAGAAGUUUAGUCUUUUUUAUAUUUUAUACAAGUAUGCUUCAUUUUCAUAAGAAUUUUGCUGCUGUUGAAUUUGUUGAGAUCAAAGCACUCCAUCUAAUUCAUAAAUCACAUACACAUUCACCACAUACUGCCAGCACAACAGAGAUCUUCUCUGUGCACUAAUUUAAUUUGUUCAUAUUUGAACAACAGUUUUUGCAUUAAUUUGGUUAAAACUGGCUCCAGUUUGUUCAGAUGUAUAGUGUUGCAAAAGCAUCUCAGACUCAGCUAGAGUGAAAAUGAUAAUGUCUGCUGAGAGUUGGUGGUACCUAUGCCACAGUAUCCAUAAGGGAUAUAACAUACAAACUUUCCAUGACACUGACAUUUACACCUUUGGCUGACAUAAAAAGAAUUAUUUAUCUGUGAUAUGGAUAGAGCGAUUAUCCGUUUAGGUUACAAAUACAACAUGUUCAUGCUGUUGUGAUUUAAUGCAGUUUAGAAAUGCUUCUGAUAUGAGUACUAGUGAUGUUCUGACAUCCAUAGCAUGAGCCAAGGUUUAUUUCUAUGUCAUGAGUUAAUGAAAAAACAUUUUUCGGAUAACUAACUCAUGUUUUUCUAUCGUAUAUAAACAGACAUUGCUUCAUGCAUUACAUUGUUUCUCAUUUGUUAGCAUUCUUAAACUGAUGUAUUUUAUCAUUAUACCAAAUGAAGACAACAACAGGACAUCAGCCAGACAAAGCCAGCAUCUGCUGAUGAAAAAACAACAUAGCUCAACCUCUUAAACUAGCCUUUAAGAAUCAGUCUGACAUAAUUGUAAUGAUUUAGGAUUAAAUAGUCAGGUAAUACACACACUUUUUUAUUUGUGUGGAGAAGGAUUAGGCAUAACACUCAUCAAGAAGUUUUUAUUUGAAUGAGCAUCAGGAUGAGAGUGCACAGUGCAGCUCUGUGCGGCAGAGAGAUGCCGGCAGCUCAUUUAUAUAAUCAGACUCUAAAGGAGAGCAAAGUGUAUGGAGCUUCUAAACUUUGAGUGUAUUUUCAAUGGAACGUCAACAUGCUUUCUCAAACUUGACCUUGAGACUGAGUGGAUGAGGAGCAGAUGUGAUGUAGUGCAUGGCUGUUACAUCCUUUUUUUUUAACUACUAAACUCUGAGAGGAUGCUGUAUUUUUAGAGCUACUUUUACGCACUUUUUAGGCAGAUUAGAUAUCUGAGGAGAUUCAGGGGAGGUGGGAUAGUGGGCUCUCAGUUGACAUUAUAAAUACGAUGAAGACAUGAUACAACUGCUGUUUAAUGUUAUGUUCAUUUGUUUGUUUGUCCAUCUGCAGUUUGUGCUGCCCCACAGCCGAGGCAGCUCCCAUGGCCAGACCCGUGUCAUCCGUAAGGCCUACGACCAGGAAUUCUACGCCCAUAUGCUCGAUGAGUGCUACAAGCUGUGGGCUCAGAUCGAGAAAGAGGCUGGCGUCAGACUGUACAGGUACAUUCAACAAAAAUAAACAACCAAACACACACUCUCUCACACACACACACGCAGAAAACCCAUUAAACAGAACAUAACAAAACCCCAGCCAGAACACGGAGAUUUGUCACAUUCAAGGUGCUACGUUCGCACACUAGCAGCGACUCAAUCUGCAGAGCCAUAAAUGCAUGACUUUCUCAUUACCUCCAGCGUCACUGAAUCACCCGGUGACACUCCUGCACCUUUGAGUGUGUAGCAGGGGCCUUUUUCAUCUCGCUGAACCUUUGAUUUUCCUUUGCAGAGCAGGAGGGAAUUUGUGUGUUUAUAAAUAUGACAGUGGCAUCAAACUGCGAGCAACCCUCCAGCAGUGCUUUAACGCUCCUGCUCGCAUUACCUCUGAGCCGCCCUGUUUGUUAAAACAGCCAAGAGAUGGAGAAUACAGUGCUGCAAGAGUGUGGAGUAGAGGCACGGUGAUAAGGAUAUAUCAUUUCCAGUAUCCUGAUGCCAGUGAAUUUUCAAAACAGGCCUAUCAAUUAUUCAAGAUAUUAUACACUAUUAAACCCAAAUGCUUUCAGCCCACAGAGUACUUAUUCAUUCAUGGCCGCUUUGCAAACAGAGACCCCGGUGCCAAGCUGUUUGAAAGAUUUCCAAACAAAUUUGAGCCAUGGGAUUGGAUAAAAUCCUGAAUAUAGGUUUUUCAGAUGUUAUUUGGAUAAAACCUCCAGAAGGUGUGGUGAACUUUGUUGGGAUUAGGAUCCAAAUGAUUUGGAUGAUCAUGUAAAGAGUCAUGCAUUCAGGCUGGAUUUUGUGGAUGAAAUGUCAUAACAUUCUACAGCGGUCAAACAUGAAAAUGUUUUAAGAAGAUAGUAUGGACAGUAAAACUUCUAUAUUUGCACUAAAAAUGACUUGAAAUGAGUCCCCCUUACUGUGAAAUGCCAGAAUAUGUACCAAAACGAAUAGCAAGAAUAUCAAACUAGAGUUGAUCAAGUAAAACUUCCAGUAAUUUUUACAUAUUCUAAAUAAUGACAUUUUCAAAUAAUUAAAUCCCUUGCUCUCUAAUUCUCCUUUGCAGUGUGGUUAAAUUUCUUCACUGACAUAUGAAAUUAUUAAAAAGAUCCUAUGUCCUCUGGCCUGAACAAAAUAGCAGUUCUUGUGUAUUCCUCAAAGCAUGGAAGUAAAAUCUAUUAUUUAUGGUCAAAAUUUUGACGUUGCUGCUUGUCAUAGAUACUUGAAAUAAGAAUAAAGACCACGACUUGAAGUGUGGGAUCAAUAAACUACACUUGCUCACAGUAUUGUUCUUUUCCAGGAAAAUGAUAUAUGAAGUUUAUAAGUUUUUAAUGCAGAAUGGACAGAUAAUAGAUUUAGAUAAUUAACCAUUAAGCAAAACUUAAAAAAUCUUUUUUGCUCUGAAGAAAAGUCAGUGAAAGAAUAUUUGAGUUAAUUUACUUGCAAGAGAAUAAUGCUCUGGAAAACUGCAUAAAUGUUUGCAGUAGAUAAAAUCAGAAUUAUUGCACAUUAUUGAUGAACUCAGUGGUGGAGUGGGUUUAUUACGUUUUAUAAAGAAGAAUACCAUGUGAUGACGACACUCACACACGUGUAAAAGGUUUGCAAGAUAUAAAAAACUAAAGCAAAUCAGUUACAAAAAUCAACAUCACCAACAAGAAUGAGAAUUUGUGCUGGACCACUUCUCUCUCAUUACCACACAUAUAACUCAAUACAACAGUAGGCUACAGGCCAAGACACACACUCCAAUCACACCACACUCACACUGUCAACAACAACUACAGAUGUUUAUUGAAAACCAUAUCAUCACCAAGACAAAAUUACUUACAACACUUCUCUCAUUUUUAUUUAUUUUUUUACUAAAAUACUCGUUUUAACAUGUAAAUUGGCCGCUUCACCUGCUUCUUAUUAGUUUUUAUUAUGAUUAUUUAUUGUUGUAUUUUUGGAACAUGGUGGAAAAAAGUGGGCUGAUGGCGAUCCCCUGUGUCACUCCUGUGUUAACUGUAAUAAUCACAACCCAAUUUAAUGAGAAGUGGUUUGUCGUGUUGAAUGUUUGUAAAAAGAGAUUUUGUUGGCCUCCGAAUCAUUUUACCGUAUGUUAAGUAACCAAGAAAAAAAAAUAGUUUUAUGAAAAUUAGACAGUUGUGUUUACUUUAAUGCAAGCACUGAUGAUUCUCCAUACCAUUAGGGAUACUGGCUUUUAAAAAGUUUGUGCAUUCAUAUUAAUCAGGUUUCUCCACUAUCUGAUUGUUUAAAACCAUAAUACUGCCCAAGUCUAAUUUGAGGCAAUGAAGCAGUAGGCCUGUAGCAGUAUGCAUUUGAUGUGUAAGUCUUAAUUGAGUUUUGAUUUUUAAAUUAAAGUUGUUUUAAUCUUGCUACAAGAAGUUCUUGCCUGUUAUUGCUAUAACUAAUAAUUCAUUUUGCCGUUUUCUUCUGUUUAUAUAUGGACAUAAGUAAUUGGCACAAUUAAAUACACUAAAAUUAUAUUGUUUCAGAAUCAGGAUUGCAAAGGGAAAGGAACGUGCUCAUUGGUAUUACCAAAAAAAAGGAAGAAAUACACGCACCACCCUAUAUGGCUUCAUUAUUCAUGUGUCAGGGUAAUAGUUCAUAAAAACAAGCCACACCCACUUUAUGCUCCAGAGUAACACAGCACACCUCCUCUUCCCCUGUGCACCUGUCCACAGCUGAUGACUGAUGGGUCCACCAUCGAAGGCCACCUGUGCCCUUGGGCCCAUAAAAAAAAAAAAUGUCUGCAUCUCGAUGAGAAAUGAUUGUGAGCAAAGCCUCCUGCUCCUGCUGCCUCCACCUAUAGGACAGAUGGAGCCUUCAAAAAAAAAAAAAAAAAAAAAGGGCCAGAGCGACUAAAACCUGCCCGCGAACCUUUUUAUUUUCCCCACAUACAUGUCAACAUGUGUGCACAUCCACCCUGUGAGCUAGUGCCACCAAUCACCGACCAUGACAGGUAUGGCUAGAUGAGGUAUCAUAUUUACGACCCUACAUACACCCUCGUGGUUUUUCCUUCCCCCGUCACACACUCGUAAACAGCCGAGCACACGGGCAGACUCAGUCAUAAAGUGCUCUGAUGAAUGGCUGCAGCCUUUAGCCGGGGUUGUCUGUGCCUCACGGCCGCUGACAGAUGUCGGAGCAGCCUUUAGAAAACACUGCUAGCAAAGGGCGAGUCGAACAUCUAUCAGGCACAUUAGUGAUUUAGACCCUGUGUUUCACAACCUCUCACUCCGAGGCUCAAUAUCUUCAUACUGAACUGCUGUGAACUGAUGAAGAACUCUUGACUUGUUAUAUGGUCAUGGUUGCUGAAAAACGUAUAAUCAGGAUCAGAAUGAUGCAGAUUUCCAGAUCCACUUUUUAGCUUUUCAAGAACAGAUAAUACAGCUCACUUAUACCAAACAAAACUGGUCUGGAUCAACUAAUAAAUCUCUAAUUUUAUAAGGUCAAAUCAAAACAAAUAUUAUCUCAAGACACUUUUAAAAAGAGCAGGUACAGACUUUACUCUUGGAUAUACCAUUAGCAGAAAACCAACAGUAAUCUACCAUCAAUAAAGAACUUUGCAGCAUUUAGCAAAUGGAUAAAUACAAUGGCAAGGAAAAACUUGAGCAGAACCAGAUUCUUGUUGAACAGAUGUCUUCAGAUGCUCUGCUCGGCUUUGAAAGAGGGACAGAGGGAGAUUCAGGAAGAAAGAGAUAGAUAGAGACAGACAUGAACAACAAUAGCAACUCGUAGUGUUGACUCUGACUAAAGGUUAAAGGGCUAGUUUUAAUGUUGAUGAUGCUAAACGUACUACUGGUAGUAACAGUUAAAUAACAUAUUAAUCUUGGAGGUAAGGUUUGGUAUUUUUGAAGUGGGCCUGUAUGAGUUAGCGGUGACUUUUAAAUGUCCCAACCUUAAUAGAUGGCAGUCGGCUCAGCUUCUUUAAUGAGGAACUGCCAGGAGAUCCUGCACACAGGCUAGGCUACAGUUUUCUGCAGAUGUGCCAAGUCUGCCACAUACGUCAACUAAUUUUUAGAGACUAUGACUAAAGCACUCAUCUCAGUGUAAGUGUAUGCUGUACUGAGGAGGCACUAUAUUUGCCAUCAGGAGGAGGUCCAUCCUUUUAUUACACUGUUUGCGGGUGCAACACAUCUGUGCUUGACUGCCUUCUGAGUAAGAACCAAGGAAGGAUUUCCUGAUCUUUUCCAAUGUGAUUAUCAUUUUUCUUGUUUUUAGAUCAACCUGUUAUCAAGAUUCAAGCAGUUAUGAUCAGAUUGUUUUGGAAAAGAUUGAAUAAAAGGUCAACAGCUUUGAAUGAUUGAGUAAUGGCAAAUUUUGAUGCUAUUAAAUAAAGAAGUGAAAAUUUUAAUAUCUCAUUGUUUGGUUCAAUUUAGAGUUUUUAAUUCACAAUUCCGUUCAAAAUUGAUUCUCAGUUAAACCCUGUUUACAAUUUGCUUAUUUUCAUGUGUUGCGGUUCAUGCAGCUCUUACAUUUGAAGAGGUUUUCAACGAUUGCAGGAAAGUAUAGAAACACAACCAAGAGGAAAAGUAACAUUUCUUUCAUUCUCAACCUGCAAAAAUUAGUUUUUUUUGUACCUUAAAAUUUUUGGUGACUAAAGCAUAAAAUUCACAAAAAGUUAAGGCUAUACACAGUAAAUGGAAGGCUUAGCCCAGAUGCCUCUGUUCUGACUCGGGUUUUAAUUCCCCCCUCAAAUUAAAUUACCUUACAUAAUUUUUUGUGACCGUUACACAAUCACACAUUAAUGCUUCACAGAACUCAGACAUGUUGUCAGACACUUUCUAUCUGUCGCACAUUUUUGAUAGUUUUGCAGAAAAAGAAGCUGCGCACUGAAGUCAGAUAAAUCCACCAGGCUGUCAUAAACAUUGUUUUUGUCUGCAGUGCCACAAUAAGGACAUGUAAUUUCAGUUAAAAGAGGAGCAUGUAUAAUUAAAAGAUCUAUUUUGUUCCAUUUGGCUGAUUAUGGGUCAACACUAACUUGAAUUACUUAAUUACAAAGAAUUAGAUACAAAAGAUGAUAUAAAGCUUGAGAAGAAGAGAAAGUAUAAAGACAGAAGAUGAUAACAGCAGUAUAUUUGGUGGGUGUGAUGAACUCUGAACCCUGGACUUGAGUAACUCUCCUUGAAUAUUUGAGCGUCUGUCUCCAAGGAGAGGAUCUGUUUUCUCUUCCAUAAUACCUCCUCCUUGCUGUCCUUUGUCAAGUGUAAUAGUUUUUUCAAGGUUGCAUAGGAAGGAGGGGCGGGCGUGUUCGUAAGACAAAACCUUGGUUUUGGUGACCCUGAGCUGACUGUCUCCAGCUGCAAGAAGGUAAUAAUAAGCAACAGCUCUAUUUUCGUUCCAUCCAACAGCUGCAGGGACAGCUCCUUGUAGCCAGUUUCUGGAAAACUCAGCUGCAGAUUAGCUUCAGACUUAAAGGUUAAUAGAAAAAUGUCUUUCAAAAUGUCCUUCAAGGUGGUAAAGAACAAAAAAACCAAGCUAAACAUGCUAAUUGCCAAAUAUCCAGUUUGGAAAGAUUCUCUCACUUCAUAUGUUUUUAAGUUAAAAACUAGUGAAGAAACUUUCAUGAUCAUCAUCACAGCUCCUUUAAAUGACAUUUCCUCGGAUUACAACUUCUGCCUCCUGUGGACAAAGCAUAGACUGUAUAUAGAAUGGAUGCCAUCUGCCUCAGCACCCUCUAGUGAUGGGCUGCAUUAUAGGUUAUAAAUCCCACCUCCUCCAGCCAUCCUUAUGGAGCUGUGGACAAACUUUAGAAAUGUAUUACACAGAAUACAAGUUUUUCUCCACCCUGGCUCCGAUGUUGACAUGUAGUUAUUGUAAGACUGGUUUGUGCUCAAGUCCUCUUUUUUUCUGUGCAGCUCCUUUUUUAAAAGUUAUUAGGGGGUUCAUGUUUUCUAUGAUUGACACUUGAUACAGCCUAUGGGUGUACGAGGAUUGCGUAGCUCACCCGAGGGAUACGCUGUUUGAGCUGAGCGUCGUCACAGCGACUCUCUGCGACACUCCUGUAGAUUGCGUACAAUACUACUGCGCAAUGUUGGUUUCAGGAAAUGGAGAAAAUGUGGAAUUACCAAGAGCUUUUCAGCUUCAAAUCAGUAUACUGGCGGAAGGCGAGACCAAGUUGUCCAUAGUAUAUUCAGUCUAUGGGACAAAGCAAUGCACCUGACUCAUACCAGGCAGGAUUAGACAAAACCAAAUUACUACAACCUCAUUCCAAAACAGGUUGUUUUGUUAAAUGCAGACCGGGUCAGUGUAGCGCCUGAACUCUCCUACUAUGGAGCUGUGUGCAAAAUCUUCCUGUUGUAUUUUUAAAGGUCUUAUCUGGACGAUAGCUUUUCUUACUCUAAAACCGUACUUUUCAGCACAAGGGCCAACCUCCCAGAUUUCUAAAGUACCCAUUACAUAGGCACUUGUCCACUCCCGUACCACCACAGAUGCCAGCUUUUGAAUUGUGCACUGAUAACAACACAGCAACCAUAAAGUACGUCAAAUUUUUGUAAAGGCUUAGGUCCCAAGAAGUAUAAGUGUCUCUGGACCUUAUUUAUACUUUAUAAGGUUCCCUCUUUGUAAUUGUGGAUGCAGUGACAAAUUGUGUUUUAAAGAUGCUGGUUUUUAAAUGUAAUUUUGAGCCAAUACUGUGAUUGCCACCACAGACACAAGUGUUACUUCAUUGCAGUGCUGCCUAAGGGUUGGUAGCUAGAAGAUCACCCAGAAUUAGUCUUAAGCCUGGCCCUUUGUGUGAAGAAUCUUUUUAAUGAUAUUCUAUGCUCAAGAUUAUAAAAUUUCCUAUUUCAAGUUUCUUUAGCAGAAUUUAUUGGUACAUUGUGUCAAAUACUUCACCUGCACUCAUGCUAGUUUGGCAUCAUAUUAUCAUUUUGCUCAUCUCUUCUGUGUUUCUGUCCCCAUCAACUGCCGUCACGUCAUCUUAUCUCUGAUCCUCAAAAUGCUCACCACCUUGGCUAAGAUGAUCCCCUCCAUCUGCGCUGUCUGUAUGGGUGCAGAUCCAGGAUACCAGUUUGCAGAGAUGCGAGUUUUGGAAGGAGCUCUGUCUUUACAGCUCAUUAAACUGUUUUUAAAAAGUAAUCUUUUAAGUUGGUGAAGUUCCUGCUCAUCCAUGUUCAGUAUUUGCUGUGCACUCCAAGUCUUCCUGUGAAUCCAAUACUUUUAUAUGAAUUUAAAAUAUUAUUUUUUGAUUAACUUCUUUAGGAUAAAUUAAAUUCUCUAGUAACCACCAAAAACAGGAUAGUUUUUCAUUGUGCCUGUAAUUUUUCUAAAUAUGAUGUCUCCUCUUUUGUCUUCCCUAAUCUCUCCUCUCAGACAAACGGGCCUUCUGGUGAUGGGACCAGAGAACAGUCGGUAUUACGAGUUGGUUAAGAACACCUUGCAGAAGAACAAGGUCCCCAUGGUGGCCCUGACCCGGGAGAACUUCAGCAAACACAUCCCUCUCGUCAACCUGGAUGAGGGUCAUGGAGCAGUGGUGGAAAUACCAGCUGGUAUUCUGUAUGCUGAUCGUGCAGUGAAGACCGCACAGGUACGACACAUACAAGUGAGAGUGAGUGGCCUGUGAAGGUUCAGAAAUCCAUGAGUCAUUUUUCCUUACACCAGAUAAAAAUCAUCCUGAUUCCUACUUCUGUUUACAUGGAUGCUUGAUGAAGUGACCAGAUUAGAUUCUGUCAUUAAGUAGUUUUUAUUAUACCUAUUAGUGGUUCAUUUAAACAGCAAACAGGUAGGUCAUGUUGAAGUACGAAGUGGGCUGAGACAAAAGCAAGUGUUUGUUUGGGUUCAAGCCCUCAGCUAUAGUCAAAUGUUUGCAGGUUUCUUGUUCAUGCUUACUGGGAUACCAAAUAAGAACACUAGUUCAUUAUCUUGUGAGCAUAAAUUACUAACCAUUACAAAUGCAGCAGUGUAGAGAUGCACAACACUGGGGUUUUGCCGUUAUCAGAUGCACUGAUACUUUCAAACACCUGUAUUGUAAUAGUACUGAUAUAGAUGUAAACACACCCUUCUCUUUUAUUGUAAGCAGUACUGAGCCUCUAUUGUAGUAGAAUUUACCUGUUACUUGUUUCAUGCACUAUUUAGACCAAUGCAACAUUAACCUCUGUGUUGUAGGAACACUAUCAAGCAAUUAGUUUAAUUAUUACUUUCUGUGUUCAAGCCUUUUCUCUGCCUUAUUGCACCUUUAAAGGUUGGCUGUAAGAGACCUAAAAUGCUUCUGUUGUACUUAAGAAGGGAAUGUUUAGGCCUCUGAAAUCACAAACCCCAUGAGUGUGCAAAUGUACUUCCCAAACCACGCAUUACUUUGUACACAUAAGUUAACUACUUUUAUGUAACAUAUCAAAAUAACUUGUAGAUGCAAAAAUACCUUACUUCCUUGUAAGGCUGGGCAAUAAACCAAUAAUGAUAUAUAUCAAAAAUUAAUUUCCCUUGAUAUCGAUAUGAAACACAGUCAAUAUGCUUUUCGAUAGCCGGCAUUCUGCCAGUUUUUGGUAGACUAUACAAAUGGCCAAUGAAAAGGGGAGUUGCUCCGGGUCCGCUUCGCCCUGAACCAAUUAUGUGCUGAAUUAGAACCAAGUAGCAAACAACUGCAGCUACACGUAACCAUAGCACGCAACAAGUGAAGCCGGCAGCACUGUCAGUGAGAGAAAAAAAUAAAACGAGCGCUACCCCUGGCAGAAAAGCAGAUGAAUGCGAAGCAGCCCGUGAUGCCUGUACAGACAAAACAGCCGACCACCGCUAUCUCUGGCCUUACGACAAAAGUCCCAAGAGACACAAAGACCUCAGAUGCAGUAGCUUAUUGUAUUGCAAUAGACAUACUACCAAUAAGCACUGUUAAAUUUCAUUUAAGAGUAACAGGGAAUAUUUAAGAUUUACGAAUUAUUUUUUUAUAUUGUGAUAUUUAUUGAUAUUGACCGAUGUGAAAAAAUAUAUUGUGAUAAAUGUUUUCCCAUAUCGCCCAGCUCCACUUCCUUGUUUGCAAAAGAAAUUAAUAUGUGUAUGUAAUACAAUUAGAUGUGUGUUCAGGUUGAUAACUUAUAUUCACAAGAUUAAAAUGAUCACCGUUGCAGGACUUUAAGGGCCCACAGAUUACAUUAAGUCAAAGUAAUGAGUUUUAAAAGUUGAAACGUUUUUCUUAUCUCAAAGUCAGUGGGUUCGUAGGAUCUGAUCCCUUCUCUCCUUUCCUCCAAAACAGACUACCCUUUUGCAUACAUUUCUUGCAAAUGCAUGCUAUUAAAUGCGCUAUUUAAUUAUGCAUGCAUCACCAGCAAUUUACCAAUUAUGCUAUUCAAAAGUUACGCCAAUUAAUAAUGGACUGUCCUGCUGGAUUUCUUUCAAAGAGCAGUUUUCUCAUGGAAGUGAUCUGCAGCAUAAAAAUGUUCCUCUGAAACGGACCUGCAGGUAAUGGGCGCACAUAAAAGUGAUGAAAGAUUAAAGAAGCAAAACAUUUUCUGAUUUCACAGAUAGAGAAUUUGCCUGAAUAAUACCACAAUGUGGAUAAUUGAACAUAUUUCAUGCCCAUUGUUUUAAUCUAAUAAUAGCUCAUGCCAGGAAUAUCUUUGAGCAAUAAAUUCACAUUAGUGGGCUGUGUCAGUGCUGAGAGGAAGCAGUGGAGGAGAACAGACUCCUGCACAGUUGCCAGGUCAAGCACAAAAUGCUGCUUUGUUAUUUCAGGGAGGUGCCAUUUUCAAUCGACAGGACAGAUUGUACGGCCGCCUCUUUGUGGAGCAGCAGUCAAUUAUAAAUUAAAGCUUAAAGUGACAGAUGUGUAAUAGAUCUGGAGAUCAUUGCUUUGUGCAUUUUCAUGCCACAGCUCUUUAAUAGCGCCUCGCCUGUGAUAUUAUGUCUUAAUAUAUGAAGCAAUAGAUCUGUCUUGUUGAAUUACUCGAGGCAGCCAUGACUCUUAAUGUCUCAUUUCAUUGUUUUUAUGAAAACAAACUGGAGUUAUUUUCGCUUACAAUUUGUUACUUAUAGAUAACAUAUUAAUAAUGCAAAAACACAUUGUAAAAGAGGCUGUUACUGUUGUGAAAGAAAGUAUGACCACUGACCUUUUUUUAUUUAUAUGUGUAGUUUAACUCUUUAAAAUAAAUCGAGGGAGGCUCAAGAGCUGUUUUAGCAGACAUAACUGAUGAUCACUUAAUGUCUAAAAGAGUUGUUUUCAAAGUUUUAUCAUCACAUUAGUUGCCUCUUUCCCUCUUUUCCAGGGGCAGUUUCAGAAGCUGGGUGGGGUCAUUCGAGAUAAUGCGAUGGUGACCGACAUCAAGCCUGGCCCUCUGGUUACCGUGGUAACCUCUUCAGGUGUUUAUCGAGCUAAGAGUUUGGUUAUCACUGCUGGACCCUGGACAAACAGACUGCUGGCACACACCGGCUUGGAGCUGCCUUUGGAGGUAUCGAACGACUACUCCUUAUGAUGUUUAUUCAGCAAAGUUGUUCCUUAUAGCAAAAUACGUUCUUUGUGACACUGUGGCCUUAAUUCUUUUGUUAUAAGCACAACAAGUACAAAACUGAAUAACAACAAGAGUCAUUAAUAUUUGAAAGAAGUGAGCAACACUUUAACACAACAAUUUUAUACCAGAAAGUGCAACAUUUAAUUUAGGAGGUGAACAUGGUAAAAAAUUAUACUAACAGCAUUGUAUUUUUGUUAAUACUGAUGCUUUUAACUUUAAUUUUAAGUUUUAUUUUUCAUUUUAAGUCUUUAAAAUGGCAUAAAUCUUCAUAAAGCCCCUUGAUUGUAGAUGUUGCCAGUGGAUUUUUUGCAGCCUGUGGCUGUAAAACAGACCAUAAUGGUUGUAACUGUGUCUUGUAGGGUAAAUUUACUGACUAGAAGUUUUUGUUUUUGUCACUGUCAGGCCCAGAUUGUCAUUUUCACAGACUGACAGUGUAACAAAGAUGAUCCCCUACAUAGAUAGACUGCUGUAUUAGGGAGAAAGAUGAAUUUUUUUAUGUUACCAAAUCUGCUGUAAAAUCACUCCUUAAUGAAGAAAAGCAAUAAUCUUACCUCCCAGACUACAAAGGUUGCUGGUCUACCACUGCCCGAGUCAGUUAGUUGGUGAAUUCCUCUUUUUUUGACAUACUCAGUUCAUGCAUUCACCUGCAGAGACACACGAGACAUACGUUUUAGAAGUAUACAAGUGUAAUGUUUAUGUGUACAGUUUUUUCGGCAUGGUAUGGCUUUCUUGUUCAACUUACUCAGCUUUUGUACAUUACUAGAUGUACUAACCCUGCUCUUUGUAGAAUUUCUGAUAAAUAAAACAGAAAAUUUUGACCGUGAGAUCUUAGUAAGUACCUGGCAGAGAGUGUGUACUUCAAAUCCACCAAACACCAUGAAGAAAAACUAUAAUUUUACUUCACUGGAGCUAUUUGUCUAACCCUGCUUUUAUCUCUCUGUUGCACCAUUAGGAUCUAACCCUGUGUAACCUUUAACAUGCCCCACUCCACCAUAAACCACAGUGCAUCACUGCUCCAUAUUUAAACAGCUCAGAGUCCUUAGUCAGCAAGGGGGUCUUAUCCGUCUCACAUUAUGCCACACAGCCUUAGAAAAGACGGGGUGAUGGAGAAACAAACAGACGGCUGUUAAAGUGGAGAAUUGGAGUUGAUAUUGCAAUUGCAUUAUUCAGGCUGCAGCAGAGUGCGGGGUGGCUGAGGGAAGCCAUGCCUGAGCAAACUGGUAGAAAACCCCAUCUCUGAGCUCUGCCUGAUUUUUAUGGUCCCUGGGAAUGAGUGCACGGACGGUUAGUUCAUUACACUGAAAGCUCCUGAACAAUGUGUCCUUAUUAUCAGGCCCCUCAGAUGGACGUCGUUUGUACAACCAUGUGUACAUUUCAUUAAAUCCUCACUCUCAUUUCAACACCGCUGAGCUGUUUUUAUAAUCGCGCUUUCUAUUAGACGGGAAAAAAAGUGAGGAGGAGGAGGUGUUAAAAGGUUUUUUUUUUUUAAGAGUUUACCACACUGUAGUAUUAAAGCUGCUUGUUUUGUGCCAGCAUGUUUUCAUUCAAACUGUUUAUUGUAUUUUUAACUUUUCUUUUUUGAAACGACAUGAACUAUCAAAAUGCCAGUGUAAAAUACCAAACAUUUCUGAUGAUGAUUUAAAGCAAGGCUACCUGUUAGAGAUGAUGGUGAUGUAUCAGAUAGAGCUGUAACACUCUAUGUUACAAUACUGUGUUUUUGGCUCAGCAAGGACAAACAAAUAAAAGGGCUCUAACACAGCAUGUACUAUGUGGCUGGUUCCCACACUUUUCCUGAUGUGUCUGCUGCAGGUGGAAAAGAUCAACGUGUGCUACUGGAAAGAGAAAGUUCCUGGAUCUUACAACAUUAAGAACCGUUUCCCCUGCUUCAUACAGACUGAGUGUCAGGAUACCAAAGAGCACAUCUAUGGCCUCCCCUCCAAUGAGUACCCAGGUCUGAUGAAGGUAAGUCACAGUGCGAGACCCUCCAAGUACCACCUUUUUUGGACAUUUUCCUUUUUUGUUAGAUAGGACAGCUGCUGCUAGACCAUCAGUAACCCCUGUGUAUCACUUUGUCUCGCUACAUUCAGGUCUAAGGUUCCUUUUUUUCCUCAGUUUCUCUCCUGCUUUGUGAAAACUGAACCACAGAGGUGUCCUAAAUGUUUACUUGUAGUCAAUUAAAAAUCAAAAGAAUUCUAAAAAAGCAUCUAAAAAAAUCAUGAUGGUGGAGUUUGAGUUUUUAACUGCUUGGUAAAAUGGUCUAAAUGAGGAAUGAGUUACCACAAUAGUACUUGCAAAACCAACUGUAAAAUAUGUUUUGCCGUGUUAGUUUGUUGUGUUAUUUCUGUGAGUUUCACUGGGUUUGAUGUCAUGAGAUGGCACGUCUCUAUUCUGAGCAUUAUGGUGGAGCAGCAGGAGCUCGCAGCCUAAUAGCAGACCACAUGCACAGAGGAGAGGAGGGGACAGAUGGCGCUGACACGUCCCAUUAUUCACUCCGAGCCAGUCACCACAGAUACUGUAUGUGCAAUAUUUAGACCAUUCAGCACAGGUUGAAAAAAAAAGGGUUGUAAUAAUUACUCCCUAAAGUUUAUUUAUUGUUUUUUUUUUCUGUUUUUUUAUUGUUUUUUUUGUUUUGAAAUGCAACUUGUCAAAAAGUUUUCUAAGUAGAAAAUUUUAACAAAGGAAAAUAGAGAGUGCGGGUUUUUAUCUGUCAGCCUCCUCACUGUGCUGUGAGUCUCUGUGUGAGUCUGUUUGUGUCAGACCGGCUGGCAGCAGCAGGAACACUAAAGCAGUUGUGUGUGUGUGUGUGUGUGUGUGUGUGUGUGUGUGUGUGUGCGUGUGCGUGCGCGUGCGUGUGCGUGUGUGUGUGUGUGUGUGUGUGUGUCAGUCAGCCCUCUCUUCUUUUCUUUAGUAAUUUACCUUCCUAACUGGAAACGACAACGUAGACAAAAACAAGACGCUAUUUGUGUUAAAUCAAUAUCACUGUGCAAGAGAUAUUACCAUUGUUUUAAAAAAUCCUAGAUUAAGCACUGAUGAAACUAACUGUUGGAUUGAAUCCGUUUUAAUUGCAGAAACUGAAUUUUUGACGAAUGAAGGUUUUGCAUUUGUUUUGUAUUUUUGCUACCAUCCUGCACAAACGACAAAAGAAUUUCAGAGGUGUGUGAAUUGUGUGUGCAGAAAGGCUACGGGCUUUGUGGUAAAUGGAGGUGCACCAAGUUGCACCAAGAUAGGCGUGCAGUGCAGUAGGGGAAGGUGUCGACAGAAUCAGCUGGCGUUUUGACAAAUUCAUGCCCUCUGGCGGCGCAGAGAGUGCGCUGAUAGCUCGCCGGUCCCGACUCGGUCAGCUCUCAACGCAGGCGGAGCGCAGUUGAUCAAGUGGAAAAUUCAUAGAACCGGGAAGCAGUACGCACACCUCAAAUACAGGCACAUUUCAGUGCAAUAAAUAACAACAACCACUAUUAAGUGCAACUAUCUGAGUCGGCACAUACACUUCGAUCUUAUAUAUUCUGAUCUAUAUCUUAUCUGAUAAGCAUGUUUGGCACGCUUAACCUGACCAAAUUAACACUGCUGAAACUGUAAUGCUGAUCAUUAAUUAUUCAUAUUAAAUAUCCAAUUAACAGUCACACAUGAUGGCGUUAACAAGAUAUGUAUUGAGUCAAAGGUCUUUUUAAACAAAGAAAAAGUAUCUUUUAUAUUUGUCAUUAUAGAUCAUAACAGUUAUGAUACAAUAAGAUACACUAUGGUACGAUGCAGGACUGUCUUGUGGUCUAAGAAGUCCAAUUUUGACCUAUUUUUGGAUAUCAUGGAUUCCACAUCCUUCUCCCAAGGAGAGGGGAGGGACCUCCUGGCUUGUUAUCAGUGCAUACUCCAAAAGCUAGGUGGCACAGGGAUGCAUCAGUAUGAGGGCAGCUUACACAUCAAGGAAGGCCCCCUUAAUGCUGAAUAAUACAUAGAGGUUUGGAGCAACGCGUGCUGCCGUCAAGACAAUGCGCUCAGAAAAUGCAGCAAAAAGAUGACAAAGACACAUUUUAAACCAAACAAAACAGCAUGUCUGCAAAAUAGGAGAACCCAGGUGCUACACUGGCCUGCCUGCAGAUCAACAUUUCACCCACUGAGAAAUUAAAACAAUGAGGAAAGACCAGUGUAUAACCAGUGAUAAAAACUACAACAAAGGAGACCCGCAACUGUUUAGCAGCUAAUUAGGUCCAGGUCUGCCUUCUCUUUUUAAGUCCUCAGACUGGUGUCCUCAGAUCAGAGACAUUUACAAAGUGUUGUUAAAAGACGAGGUGAUACAACACAAUAGUAAACAUGUCUCUGCCCGAACUGUUCAUGAUGAGGGUUUUUUUCUGGUGUGCAAGGCAGAAAGUUCUCUUUAGUAUCGUCUCUGUGUUAUUUACUUCCACUAAGGUGUUGAAAAAUUUAUGAUGUCCUCAAAUUAAAUGUAAUUUGUUACACAUUAGGGUUAAAAUGGAAAUAUUAUGAAUUAGUGUAAUUACCUACAUCUAGACUUAAUCAUCAGAUUAAACUAAUUAGUUGCUCUGCUGCCUUGUAAUUUAAUCUGAUAAUCAUGAAAAGUUGAGGAGCUGCUGAAUAGCCAACAGAGCAAAGAGCUUCUGGUGCACCUGCUCCUUUGAACAGCUACAGGUAUGCAGUGCUCUUGUACUCCAGCGGGUUCGAGUUGAGUUUGUCAGUAGUCUUCCCUCUGUGUGCAGGUUUGCUUCCAUGCCGGCUUUGAGACAGACCCGGACCAUAGAGACAAGCAGAAAAACACAUCUGACAUCGACAUCCUGCAGCGCUACAUCGCCCGCUGUUUUCCCGGCCUGGACCCUCAGCCUGCUGUGGUGGAGAGCUGCCUGUAUACGGUGAGUAUGCACACUGUAUAUCUACUCUAUAGGUGGUUUACGCCAUCUGAGAGCAUCAAAUAAGAUAGAGGUCUCAGAGGCUGAGGCCUUGUCAGAAUCAGGAAAUAUCAGAGAAGCUAAAACAGGGUCACUAAUGAUACUAAUUUAAUGACAGAUAAAUAUAAAAUAUGUUACAUUGAAUGAAAGGAGAAUAAAUGUUUUUUUAUCAACUGAUAUCAGUGGUGUACAGACUCACAAGACACACAUUACAUAGACAGUUAUUGUUUAUGAUCAUUUACAUUCACACAGUUUAAGAUUAUACCAAAAAUGAAGUUGUAGUUUGAGAUCUUUUAGCUCUUUAGCAUGAAUGAACAUCAGGUCAAAACACGCUAUUCUCUCAGUUGUCAGCAGAAUCUUUGAGGCAGCAUGACAUUUAAAUGUUAUAAAAAUGUCCUCAUGUACUCGAAGGAUAUUAAAAUAUGGUUAAAUUGCUCUGACAUUUAGUCAAGUCCUUCACUGCUAACACUAUGACUUGGUAAAGUAUGUUCACAUCAGUGUGGUUUUAGUUUCUAACAGUCUUAUACAAAAAGAAGCCUUUGAAAAUGCAGCAAUGUUUUGAUGUUAUUAGUCUAAUUUUUGAUCUGAAAUAAAUCAUAGCGAGAGUAUUUAUCCUUUUUCCUUUUCCUUUUUGUCCUCAAUGUUUACAUCAUAACGUUACAUCUUUAAUCAGGGACAGCCUUGAUUUGAAGUUGUUCUCAAUAAUCAGUAUCAUUUGAUCUGAAAUAAAAACAUCAGAGCUGGACUUUAAACUUUAAAGUUGCGCAGUCAAAUCAAAUUAUAUUUCAGGAGAAAUGACACGGUAAUGUUUAGAAUUAGGGAUUGAAUAUGUGGAUUUACUUGGGCAAAUAAAACAUCUAUAACCUGUUUUUGAUGGCUGAAACCUAUAAUCUUAUAUCAAUAUUUAAAAGGUCCUGACAGUAAUAAAAGUGCAUCAUCAGCAAAGGCGUCGAUUUGUCUCUCACCAGGCUGCUGAACGGCUCAUGCCAUAUGAAGUGAGGAGCCUUUUGAUUCUAAUUUACUGCUGGUUGUGACUGUCCUCAGGUGUUGGAUUGUGUUCAGGCCAUAAAGUGCUGUGUUUUUCUGAGUUUGUGUUUGUGUGUGUUCCCUGCCCUCCAGCUCCACAGCGAGCAGCUUUCACCAUCAUCACACGCUGCGGCUGUGUGAAAGCAUAAUUUCUGUGACCUUGUCCAAUGCCCCUGAAAUCCUGACAGUCACGCUCCUUUCUCACAUCACAGCGUCUGUUUUGUUCCAUUAACAGAGACUCUUUAAAGAGGACACGCAGUGAAAUUACAAACGUCUCUGUGGUUUGGUGGAAAAAUGUGCCUUCUGUCAGAGGUCAUUAUGCAAUCCCACCAUAGACUCUGUAAUCCAGUUAAACACAUUUUUAAGCACAUUUUCCACAAAGACUUUGACAGGAACAGCUCCGAGGCCACACGACCGUGAGGAGGGAGGGGGGGCGUGUGUGUCCUUGUGAAAUGUUCCCAGGACUGUUUGCAACUGUUCUGUUCACUGUUCAUGACUGCAUAAAGAGGAAAAAGAGGCAGGAAAUGGAGAGGCUGCAGAACUCUUGACUUAAUGUGCCAAAUGUGCUUUUGUCAGAACAUCUGGCUUCAGAGUCAGAAUGAGGGAAAACAGCCCCGGUUCUAAGUAGAAGAGUUUAGACUGAACCGCUCUGGUAAGCUUUUUAGUACUUGCCUACUAUGGUUGAAUAACGAAAUCAGUUUCCCUCUUGUACCUCUGCGCUUGGCGGGCUUUGGUGCACGUUGGGGUGUGGCAGGAGUGGGGAAGUGGAGCACUUUUACAAUGCAACAAUCCGAUUGAGUGAUGUUGGGUUUGAGUUAAACUGCAGGACACACUCUUUGACAAGCUGCCAUCAGUAGAUUUUAUAAUUUUGUUCACAUAGUCAAGUCUUUUUCUACCUCUAAUUUUAAUAAAUAAAAAAUGGUUGAUGAAAUAACCUGAGUGUAACCUCAGAAGAAUCACUUAAAAACAUGUUUUUCAGUCGCCAGAGUUAGAAAACCUGCUAUUACUGCACUAUUGAAUUUUAUUGAAGGCCAGUCUCUUUUGAGCGUCUUCUAUUUUCUCUCCGAACACUUUGCAGCAACCGUGCUCAAGACUGAAACUGAAUAAUUUGUUGUACAUUAUCAUCAGUUAUGAUUAAAGCUAGGACAAAACUUACCAUGGUUUGAUGUAUGAUAUUUAAAGACCUGUUGAGGGUUUCUGAGUAAUUUUGCACAUUAAUGCUGAUGACUUAAAAAGUAAUUAUGAAAUUCAUCAUGUGACUUUUCAUUAUGAAGUUCUUGUUAUCGAAAAAUAUGUGACUUUUGAGAUAUUGUCUGUACAGUUAUAGACGUCUGAAACAGUCUUGACCUGGGAUUACUGCAUCAGAAUUGAGAUACUGAAAUCCUAAAUUGACAGUGACUAAAAGUUACACUAAAAGAUUACCAGUGGUUAUUUAUGUAUUUAUGUACACAAAUCCACAAGAACUAAUCCAUUAACUAAGAAAAGAUUUGCAGAUAUUUUCUAUUUUAUUGGACAGAUGUAGUUGGUAAGAAUAUUUACUUUGGUUUCUGAUGAGUCAAAAGAAGAAACUUACAUCUGUUUUUACUCCUUCUGCCAUAAACUAGCAGGAUUCAAAUCAAAACUCACCCCUUUCCAUUAUUUAAUUGACAGUCUUGAUAUUUUUUCUACACGCUUUUUGCUUGAUCUCAUUUUGUUUUUGUACUUCGCAGCUAACACCUGACCGUAAUUUUGUGCUGGAUCACCACCCUGCCUACAGUAACAUUGUGAUUGGAGCAGGAUUCUCAGGUAACACACAACAAUACAGCACAUUAAAACACAAAACAACUUGUGAAAAUAAUCUCAGAAAGUUGACAUCAGAGGUAAACUGUGCAUGUUUGCAUUGACAAUCAUUCCCCUAUCGAGACAAAGUGCCAACUAUCAAGUUUCAGCUCCUGUAUUAGCCCAUGAAGGGGGAAGUAAGUGGCUGUAUUAUGGAGGUUAGCCUUUAAAUAACCGUCUCUGAUCUCCACUUACUAGAAGCUACAGCCCAAUAACAAGUGAACCCAGCUCUCCUGUUUACUGUGAGAAUAAAUGGAGAACAAUAAAGAAGCAGCAGCAUCAGAUCCGUCCAGUUAUAUAAAGCAGACAUGUGAAUUAAUAUAUUUUAUUAUUUUUCACACAUUAUCAAGUUAUUUUUGAGUUAAAAAGCUUUGAGUCUGUAUAUUUAUGUUGUUUUUAAACCUUCAGAUCAAACCUUCAGAUAGUGAUAGUGGUAACAUUUGCUCACAGUUUGUGGAUAAAACAUUUUCUAUUUUUCAAACUGAUGUCAUCCAGCUGUUCUGCCUGAACUUUCUGUGAUUUAGGUUUCAUGUCAGAGGAUCUUACACCUGUUGCUGUUAGCUAGUUUGCACCUGGUGAGCGUAAUGGCAGCUUCAGACACGAAGCGAGAGUUGAGUAACGGUGGCAGCUCCGGCCUCUGCCCAUUUCACCAUUUUCACACAUGCUUUCUGCACAUGCUGCAACUGCCAGCCCUGUCUGUUUUUAUACACUUCAAAUGUCUCAGCUCUAUAAACAUCGGGGCAAAAGGACAUGUGAUGGCCUGUGAGUUACAGCAUGCAUGUGAAUAAAAUCAUAUAUUCCUCACUGAACAAACUGUUUGCGUCACAUAAUGAUUUUUAUGGUUAAGCUUGACGUAAACAAUCGUAUGUACAUUGUAGAUGAGUCUUUUACAUUAAAAGUACAAAAACAGGAGGGUGUCGCAAGAAAGAGAAAGAGGGGGAGUGACAGGUAGGAGGAUAAAAAGAGGGGGGCCAGAAAACUGUGCUCUCUCAACAAUGGCAUAUUUUCAGAUUGUUUCAACACCAAAACUACACAAAAACUCAAGAAAAAGACUUGGGAAGUUGUUAAACAGUAAUUUAUCUCAAGAACUUGACAAGUAAUUUGUCUUAUGAUGGCGAUUCAGCAAUACAGGUCUUUUUAUUGGUGUGUAAUAUCUAAAAACGAGAGAUCUUACUAGAUUUGUCAGGUGAAUGUGGUCUACAUCAUGCCAACUUUGACAUUUUCUAAAGUUUUAAGUUCGGUUUUUGGGCAUUUUGUUCUUGUUUAGUUGUUCUUUGUUAGAUAGGACAGCAGAGGAGAAACUGGAAAUGCUGUAGCAGGGGAAGGCAUGAGUUUCAUGCCUGAAAAGUGAACCAGCAACCGCUGCAACAAGGACUAUAGCCUUCAUACAUGAGGUGUUUAAACCGCUAUAGCAUGAGCACCCUGAAUAAGACAUUUAUUACUUGAAGUAGGAUGGAAACGUGCUAAAAUGUGUGUUUUUGAUGUGUAAAAUGACUGCUCUAGUCAAUGGAGUUUGAUCUGGAGGUCACACAUGAGCAAAACUUUAACAAAGAGGUCUGUUUGUGUUGAGAACCUUUCUAUAAUGUUACCAGAUACUCAACGAGAAGCCGAGAAGACAUUGUUUUUAGUGUGAAUCUUAAGGAUUUCAUCAUUGCAGUUUAACAUCAGGGCCUAAUGGAUGUCUGUUUAAUAUUUCAAGACAACCUGUUGAUUGGUUACUGAAAUGUUGGAGUCCAAACCAAAUUGGUGGAGUUAGCUCAGAGCCAUUCAAGAAUGUUUCGUCAUUUUCCCGAUGUUUAUGCAUCCAUAAAAAAUCUAUGAAAUCACUGAAAUGAAAGGAACAACAUUUCUGUCUUCCUGGGCUGCUGGCACGUGUUCUCCAUUAGGCUGUUAUUUCACCAUUAUCCUUUAAAAGACAAAAUGCCAUGAGGACAGCCUUAAAAAAGUUCAUGAUAACACAGAGUCUGUGUUUUGAAGCCGGUAGAGUCGGGUAGAAAAUAUCGAUGUCUAAAUGAAAAUGUCAGCAGCUCUACAAGACAAAGAGCAGCGUGUAGUGUAUCUGGCACCUUGUACACCAGAUGUGUGCUGAUGAGAGCCGGCGCCAAAACAGCAGUGGCAGCAGCUAAAUGAAUCAGGAUCACUUGUUCUCUUCCUCACCCAGGAGGAGCUCAGAGCUGAGCAGCCAAGUGGAGCUCAGACAGAAAAGGCUCCAGAGUUACAUGUUUGUGACUCUGCUGGUCAAAAGAACAACAUCGUAGAUGAAGAAGAGGAAGGGUGGAGAUAUCAGAGCUCUGUUUGAAACAGGUCAGAAUUUGAGAGGGGGUUUACUUGUGAAUUUCUCCUCUCCUUUGACUGCUGUGAUCUUACAAACUAUGUAUGAUUGGACAAAGCUGAGUGCAGGGUUACUCAUGACACAAGUAAAUAUGACAAGAUGUGGUGCGCUUUGAUGUAAAGUACAGUACACAACUGCUAUACGGUAAAAAAAAACAUACGAUAAGAUAUAUUAUAGGAUAUAAUACAACAACACCAGACAUGUACCAUAUGGCAGAAUACCAAACCAUACCCUACUAUAGGGUGCAAUAUAAAUAAUACCCUCAUGAUACCAUAAUGAUACAAUACAAUAUGACACACUGCAAUACAACAAGAUAUCUAUCCAUCCAUUCCCUUUACCGCCUCUCUCAUUCAGGGUCACAGGGAGGCUCAUCCUAUUCCAGCUGUCAUUGGUCCAGAGGUCAGGUACACCCGUCCUCUAAGCAGGCAGGUGAUUUACAGUGUUCACUUAGGCUGAUGAGUAUGUUUUUGGAUUGUGGGAGGACGCCAGAUUACCCAGAGAGAACCCAAACAUGUACAGGGAGAACAUGCAGACCCCUCACAGACAGGCUCUGGUUUAGACUGGGAUUUAAACCAGGGACCUUGAUGUUGCUAGUCACAAGAAGAUAUGUUAUCAUAGCAUGUAAUUCAAGAAACUGCAAAAAGCACCUGACAGCAGGUCUCGAGUUUUCAGCUUAAAUCCACCUGCAAAAUGUGUUCAACGCAAAGAGAAGACCCACAAAUUAAGGAUCUCUUUUAAGUGAAUAUCUUGUUUAAGUUAAGACUUUUAAAGUCUUGUCAGGUCUGAACCUUGGUUUAAACCCUUGGACUCAUCUUUGACCACAGCUGUAUACUGCAUAAGUUACAAGUAAGAAUCAAAUCUGUGCUGUUCUUUUGUUUCUGCUGAGCUGGACUCAAAUGUCCUGACCUUUGGAUGUGCAGACAUGAAACUGAUAUUAUCCUCUCAGCUAACUGCGGCUAAGAUGUCAGUGCUACAGUGUUCCUUAGACAGUGUUUGUUCACAGAACACUGAACUAUUUAUAAAACAUGUAAAGAGAACUUUAAGCUCACCUAUUGUUUCAGGGGCCCCUGGUGGCUACUGAGCCUCGCACAGCAACCUCAAUUCAACGGAACAGAGUAGAUCUUUUAGACUUCUUUCAUAUUCAAUGAAAACAUAUAGCUUUAUGUAUCAACAUGGAUGUUAAAGGAAGUUGAAAAACAAAUGAGACGAGACGUACCACCUUGUCAGCGGGGGGUUUCAUAACGGCACAAUUAAAAAUCUCUUCACAGGAGCUUAAAAAACUACUUUUGUAUCUCAGGGGCAUCUUGUCCCAGAAGACCACCGUCCUUUGACAUUUCAACCAAGAAUCUGACCUCUAGAUAUCACUUAUCUUGUCUAAUUCUACACACUGUACCGUUGAAUAAAGUUAAAGUCACAUUCCUCUCAGUGCUGGUCAGCUGAGUGGGACAACCGUGUGACAUCACUCAUCAGAUGUAAACAACAAUCGCGGCGUAUGAGAAAGAAGUUCAGCAAACUUUCAGUAAAAAAAAAGGCAUGAAUAGUGUUUGAUGUUUAAAUGCUAAUUUAGUUUGAUUUAAAAUAAUCUAUUUUUUAAAUCAUCCACCACUGUUCCCACAGGCUGACAAAACUUGAAACCACAUUAUGCAAAAUGAAAGUGAGUUCAUUUUUAAACCAACCUGACAUCAUUUUGAAGCUUCAUUUCUCAAAAUAAAAAGGAAUAAAUAACAGUCACUGUAAAGACGGAUAACCUCGUAUUCUCACACACUGUUCAGAGCUGCAGGAUAAAGAAUGCAUCAAACCCCCUCUGUUUAGCAUCCAUGUAGUCCAACCAGACCACCAAAACCUUCCACCCAUUUUAAGGACAGAGAUCCUUAACUUUUAAUGAGACGUUCCUGCUCAUUGUGAGGGGGGAAGCGUCUCUGCUCUGGGCCUCCACUCAUGUUCUUCUCUAAUUAACAUGGCUGAAGCCCCAGAAGGCCGGCUCAGCUCCACCUCGCCUCUCCUUCAGUUACCUUCAUUGUCUUCUGGCACUUUUCCAUUUCCUCCUGCUCUCAUGUCCUUUGCCUAAUUAUAUCUGUAAUAAAUAUCCCGCUCACAGUGAUCUGCUUCUAGAGGAGCUGGACGGGAUAUAGGGACUAGAGGAUCCAAAACAAACAAUAGAAAGAACGCAACACAAAUGGACUGACCUACCAGUUAGAGAUUCUUGGAGCAUAAUCAGGAGUAAAAUUAAGAUUAUUUGUGGGCUGUUUUCACAGAUUAUAAAGCAGGAAUGUGCAAAGUAAGCCCUUUUUCCAAUAUAAGUUCUGCUCCUCUUCUGUAAUGUAUGGACUCCAUUUUAACCUUGGGUGAGGCUUCGUCUUACUUUGAGAUUUGGAGUGAAAACUUCUUUGAGGAAUGAGCUGAAAAACAGUUUCAUUCAGAGUGUCUGUAAUAUUGUACACUAAAAAAUUGGUUAAGAGGUGGAGUUCAAAUGGGACUUCAGUCUCUCUGCAAACUGCUCCAAUUUCCCCACCAGUGUAGUCAACCCAUCCUCCCACACAAUACAAAUUUAUGUAAAAGUAUUACAAACCUAUAAAAAGAAUAACCAUCUCUCUUUAUAAAAAGAAUAAGUCAAAGGGACCGUUUUUGUACCAGGCUGUAAGCAUGUUCGCUCAUGUUCUAAAACUGAACUGAAUGAUUUGUCAUUUGAACACUGAAAUUGCUAUGUGCACAUGCGCAAUAGUCGCAUUGCCGGAGGUGUAAUAUCAUCGUUUGAGUCACCUGAAACCUGUCAUGCUGUCAAUACUUCCUUGUCGCCAAGGAUUAGCCUACAAUAAAUUAUCUGAAAUCACUAAUGCAGCUCCUCACUUGAGCAGAAGUGACCACUGUUUUUGCAGAGUUCGUCUGUGUGACACAGGCCUGUGCGCGAUCACAGACACUGGAGCCAACACUCAAUUAAACAAGACAGAUUACAGAACAGUCUUCCUCCUCCACCCGACUCUGUGCUAGUUAAUGUCUUGGGCACCGAACAGGACCGCCAAAGGACAACAGUGUUUACUUGAAAUGUUUGCAUCCGCAGAGCACAUAAAUCAUAGUAAGCUGAAAAGAGUUAGCUUUUGUUAAAUAAAAUUACCAUCACAGGGCUUAAGCAGAUUAGACAUUAUUUAAACACCAGCAGGAAAAUUCGAUGACCUUAAAAUAAAUAAAUAACAGGAGUCUAAACUUGAUCAGUAAAAUGUUACUACACCUGUACUCUCUCCUUCCUCCCUCAUAUUUUUCCAUGCAGGUUUCAGAGCUGCUGUCAGAGGACUUGACACAGUGUGGUAAAAAGUAGGAGGAGGUUUCCUUUAACAGCAAAAAAACAGAACAAUACAUAUUAUAAAUGGUAUCACUGUAUUAUUUAAAUUUUAGAAUAUUUAAAGCAAACUGUAUAUACACUGCAUUCAUCUGUUAUAGAUUUCUAUUGUUUAAUAUUCAAAAAUAUAUUUUGGACAGAACAAUUAUCACGGAUUUGGUCUUUUUCAUUAUCAUUCAGCCCUACUGUAAAAUUAGACAUGUUGAUGUGGGGACGCCUUGGCCUUCGAACUGCGUUUUUUGCCUUGAGAAAUAGGCUUAAUUUGAUACACCAGAGGAUGCCACUUGGAUUGAACUCUGUUUAUUUACCUCCCAUCUACACCUCCUUCUCUAUCUUUAUUUUCUUUGAGGUUUCUACACCAGCUGGCAUUGUAAGUGUUACAUUAUUAUUGUUGAAUCAACCUUGAGUAACAAAGGCUGUAUCACUGUAAAAGUCAGCAUUUUAUUUUUGAGAUAUGUUUAAGAGAAAAUUGAAAUUUGAUGGACCCAAGUGGAGUGCAAAGACUCACAGAGAAUAUUGUGCCAAAGUAGUAAUCGUAAUUAUAUUACACCACUGCCUUUGUGUUGCAGUACAAGCUUUUGGUUAUCUAAAAGCCACAGCGACGUAGCCCUGCAGAAGUUAUCAAAAUGUGGAAAUAGAGGAAAAUGCAACAUUUACCUUUAAAGUCUACAGCCCCAGUGAGCUAAACACAUUCAGGAUCCAUCGUCUGUUACUUACUAUCAAAAAGAAGCAAGGAUAUCGGUAACAGAGAUAUGCCAAGUGCAGAAUGACCGGAAAAGCAUCCUGACAGUAUGCAAGUAGGGAGCUAAGAGCUUAUGAAGAUGUAAAAACACAGCAGGGAGCUCAGGGCCACACUGGAGAAGUUCAUAGGUUUUUUUCUAUUACAGGAAAUGAAUGUGUUGCCUUCCCUCCCAUCCUUCCCUGCGUGCAUUUGUCAUCAAAGCCCGACACAAGUGCUUUAAAGCGAAUACUCGGAUGUUGCCAUGGCUACAAAGUCACCCCAUGGGCUUGGCCAUCUAUUGAGCUUUUUUUUUGCCCCCGUUCUCCUUCUCUCCUUUGCAAGAGGAAAAAUUCAUGUGGCCAAACUGUCAGGGUAGAGCUUUUAUGACUUCAAAGGCAGGCAGAGUCGGCAGGAGCUCCGAGACCUUUGUCAGAUGGCAACGUGCUGCAUUUCUCCAGCAAUGUUGACAUUCACUAUUUGCCUUGCAGACCUGAGCAACAAGGACAAUCAGCCUGCAGCAAUUUGAAAAUCUGCUGCUCUCCUCUGUCUCCUAGGGCUGAGCACAUGAAGCCAUUACGCUGACUAAAAAGGACCAAACUCCCUGAGUUUGGCAUUUGAUCCCACUUCAGUGAAAAGAUACUCGGUGAAAAAAAAACAUUUAAUACAUUUACUCUUCUUGUAUGUAUUCACAACAGACUAUAUCAAUGAUGGACGUCGCCAACAGUCUGUUUGGCCUCUGCCAUUUUGGUUUUUGUAUCAGAAGGUGACCGUAUGUUGAUGAAAGAGUUGACAAGGAAACAAAGGGAGUCGUCAAUUUUUAGUACCCACGGAUUAUUCAACAGUGCAUUAGCUGAUUCAUAUUAUUUUAAUUGAUUUUGAACUACAACUUUAACGCCGUUUGGUGUGGUAGCUGAGCUUAAUUUGAGGGGAGAACAGUGGAAUAAUGACACAAACCUACAUCCAGCUUUCUCAGCACUGCUGCCUCCUCCAAGGAAAACCAGACAACAAUCCUGAUUUCUAUCAAGGGGCUGCCACAAAUGUAGGUUCCUGCUAAUCAGAUAAGAAAUGAAAAAACUGGAAUAUGACUGUCAGACUUCUAGACAGUCUGUCAAUAAAAUAAACUAUACAGCAAGACAGAUUACAUGUAUGCAAAAGGCUCCAACACCACAAACACGGCUAAACACGGGUCGUGGCCUGUGGCUAAAUUUGCGAUGGUGAGACAGUUAGCAGCUCCACCUGUCACUCAAAGAGGCACCGCCCCAAAUGAGAAACUUUUAAGGAUGCCGUGUAGUGAUUGGGUGGUUCUGCAAAUUAGAAUCCCAACAGGGUGAGUAUGACCCUGACUGAAAGCAGGCAGCAAAAAAUUCACUCCUCAAGAGUGUGUGCUGAUAGAGAAUUGAGCUAUUCAAACAUAUAUUGUUUUGUAAACAGCUUGAUAUUUAUUAGGUUUUUAUUAUGGGUGUGGAAGCAGAUUCUGGGGCUUUUGGAGCGAGCCUCAAGUGGACACUUAAGGAACAUUGGUUUUAGCUUAGAGACUGAAGGUUGCAGAGGAUUGACUCACUUUUAGUUUCUAGCCUCUUGUGGACACUUGUGGAACUUUUUCACCCUAAUAGCGGCCUGGCUUAGACAAAAUCCUUCUUAUGCAGACUAUUUCUACUCUCUCCCAUAGGAACAUUGAUUUUUCCGACACGGUUUGGUGACCUGUGUACCUCCUCUGCUUGCUGAAUUGACAUCUUCCUUUUCCUCUUCAGGUCACGGCUUUAAGUUUGGACCAAUCAUUGGCAAGCUCCUGAGUGAACUCAGCCUGGGAGAAGUGCCCUCCUACGACCUUUCACCUUUCAAAAUCCGACGCUUCCAUGAGAAAACAAAAUCAGCUCUAUAAUCCGAGGACUGAACACUGUGAGCGUCAGCAGAUCCUCAAAAAGUCUUAGUGAAAUUUAACUGUGGCUUGAUUUAUUGUUGUCUAUUUGUGGUUAAUUUAGCACGUUGUUGUUUUGUUUCUUUUAUUUGAUUACAGGUCCUAACAGUCACUCAUGUAUCAUGAAACAUUUUGUGUAUCCUCUCCAGCCUGUGUGUUUCUACUCCAAACAGAAUUUUAUGAUGCAGUUUAAUUUAACUGUGAGACCUAUAAUUUGCAUGUUUACGAUUGUUUUUAAAUGAACUAAGCUUUUUAAAUAAAAGUAAGAUAUGUUUACACAUCAUGUUUAGUGAAAAAUAUCAAAUGUUAUGUCUAUGAAUACUUGCUGCAAAUAAAGAUGUAAAGGUCUUUAUUGGUAAAA